This is a messenger RNA of Strongylocentrotus purpuratus (purple sea urchin), 2697 nucleotides long. Its product is annotated as UPF0329 protein ECU05_1680/ECU11_0050. The record is from RefSeq and is a predicted model, not a curated record. NCBI's taxonomy places the organism in Eukaryota, Metazoa, Echinodermata, Echinoidea, Camarodonta, Strongylocentrotidae. The coding region runs from base 172 to 717 and encodes 181 amino acids. The transcript has 2 exons.
UAAAAAGUCCACGGGUCCACCUUUUCCCCGUAUAAUAUACUUGCUGUUUGUCUACGCGUAUAUAAUUAUGAACACGGUGCUUGUAUAGUGUCGCGUUGGUAUAUGUAUAUGCGUGUAUACCAGUAUUGAACUUUUGGUUCGCUCUCUACAUUUUGCAACGUGGCUUCCGAAAUGGCGACACAAACGAACUACAGAUCACUGAGCUUGAUGUGCAUUUCUUUACUCAUCAUUUCUUAUUUUGCUUCAAAAUGCUGGGUUUUGACCAAGGAUAACAACUUUCUAGUACAGCAUCUUGAUACCAGGGAGAUAGAGAAUGAAAACGUCCAGAGAGAGAUGGACGACAUGAAAACCCAGCUCGAAGAAGCGAAAAAGCAACUAGAGCAGACGAAAAAGGAGAAGGAGGCGAAUACAAAAGAGUUGGCGGAUGCGAUAAAAGAGAAGGUCAAGUUAGACGAUGAAAGAAAGAAGGCGAUUGCUGCUGGAGAUAAACUAAAGGAAGAAUUGGACAAAACAAAAGCCACUUUAGCCGGGACGAAGACUGCGCUCGAAGAAGCGAAGAAGAAAGUUGAAGAACAACAAGCAGCGGAAAAGAAAAAGGAGGAGGAGAAGAAGAAGAAGAGUGAGGAGAAGAAGAAGGAGGAGAAGAAGGAGGAGCCGAAGGAGGAAGCAAAGGCAGCAAGAAGGCGUCUGCUAUGGAAACACAUCAGAAGUUCAUGAUAAGAAGACCCUAUAAUUAUCAUAGAUCAAUAAUUGAUUUUAGCCCCGAUUUCAGCCUUGUUUGUAUUUCGCUAGGCGUCGUCAUUAUACGUUUUCUCCCUUUUUUUGGGGGGGGGGGGGGGAGGGGGGGGGGGGUGAAUAGGGUCGUCGGCCAAGAAAGCGAGAUUUGUCGACAGGUUGGUUAAUAUUUGUUUAUAUUACAAUGGCAGACAGGGUCAAGAAUUAUUUUCCAACAAGCCAAUAAAAAGUGGUUCUCAAACUACCUGUAAAACAAAAAGGAAAAAAUGCUAAAGACUUUUACGUUUUAAUUCAUACGUCAGCAUAGCCAUCUUUUUUGUUUUCGGUAAUAACUAUGAUGGUACCAGAAAAGGUGUUUCUGUCAAGAUAAUGUGGAUAUGUUGCAAUAGCAUACGUCAAUAAAUGUACAAGCAGACUUUUAUAGUAUUUUUUUUUCAAAACUGGAUGUUGGAUACGAGUAAUUUAGAAUUUAUGAUUGAAUAACAAAACUACACAAUGUAUAAAUGACAUUCCCACUCAUUCUCUCUCUCUCUCUCUCUCUCUCUCUCUCUCUCUCUCUCUCUCUCUCUCUCUCUCUCUCUUGAUACACGAAUACUGCUACUACUAUACUACUACUUCUACUACUUCUACUAGGGUAAUUAAUCGUAGACAGUGAACAGUUAUACAACAUGAAAGUAAACACUUAGAAUUUAGAUAGUUCCCUGCGAAGUACGGGACAAAAUUCGACUGCCUCCAACAAAACAAAAAACACUUCUGAAUGUUGAUUCAACCGUGUCAAGAGCUUGAAUUCAUGCACAUAAAAAUGUGUAGAUAGAUAUUAAUUUUGUAUUAUCGUUAUCCUGAGGCCAAAGUCUAACAAGUCUUUCAUAUUUUUUUCCCCAAGGUUAACAGUUAGAAGGCAAACAAAGGGGUUUGGAACUAGCAGUAGCAUAGCUUGGGGCAAGUCCUUGAGGGGAAUAUUUGUACUUUGUUUUGUUUGGGGUUGCCUUUUGAAUGUAUCGUGUCUGUUUGUUUGUGUUUUUGUUUUUGUUUCUUUUGUAGGUUAUUGUAUAAUCGUUUAUCUACAUAAUUAUAGAUGUUGCAUCAAAUCCUUAAUUGAAGGUAGAUUUGGGUGAAUGGAUUUUAAAUAAAUGUUUUUCUUUAAUAGUGAUAGCAAUUCCUUUUUAAAAAGUAUAUAUUUGACUGGUUGCCGAUAAAACAAAAAUAUCAGCCUUCUUUGUUUUCUACUUUGUACAAACGGAACGUACUAUUCGAUAUUAUGUCCAAACUGUAUUAAAUACAGUGAUGUGUGAUAAUGGAUUUGCAUUGUGUAUUGUAUAGUGCCUCUUUAGAAAAGAUUUUUUGAAGAACCAACGUGUCUUUCGAAAACAUUGUGCAUUCAAACAAAAUGUAAUCAUUGACCUUUCCAAUGUGGUAUGGAAUCCUUGCAUAGAUAUAUUUCAUUCAGCGUCAUGUAGAAUGUAAAUUGUAAUAAAGUAUACAGUGUUUAUAGGAUUACGAGCAAUUUAUAGAUUCGUCAGGAGAUCUGUUUUAUUUUUAUAACUUUAUUUGCGGCAAUAAUAUCUUAACGAAAUAUGCUUCAAAUCUCUAUUAUAGCAAAUAUCUUUCUAUUUCAUGUAAAGAUGAGAUGUGCAUUGUACACCUUUCAUGCUCUUAAUGUAGAAAUCUGUUUUAGUCUGUGCUAGAAAACUUAAAAUUGCUUGAUAUGUAUUUUUUCAUUCAUCAUUUUUGUAUAGAUUUCAUAAGGUUAAGUUUUAUUUGACUUAGUUUAUUUUCAGUUCAUUUUCAACAACGAAAGAGUAGUCGAAAUGCAAAAUACCUAAUUUAAUAUAAUUUGUACAAGUUAUUUUCUUACAAUGGUGUUUCAUGGAUUAAAAUGUUAUUAGAAAUGUACUUUUCGAAUUUCAAAAUGUAUUUUUCAUAUUCGAAAUAAAAAAAUCUGUCUUUCAUCACUUUCACAAA